GCCAUGGUAACGCGAGGAUGCGGGGGAAGGCGGCGAGGCCCAGGCGCCAUGGAGCCCUCGGUGCGAGCGCUGGCUGCGCUGCUCUCCGCCCCAAAGGACCCCGAGGAGGACCCCGAGGAGGCCGAGGCCGGAGGGGGCCCCCGGGGCCCUCCGUGGGCAAGGCGCGCGGGGCCAGGAGACAUCGGGCCCUCGGAGGCAUCGCCGUCGAGGGCCCCCGGAACUUCGGAAGCGGAGCGGAGCCCUGGAGGCAGCAGAGAGAUCUGGAGCAGGGAGGAGGUGCCCGAGGGAUCCGAUUAUGAGGACGCCUGGGAUCCCCGGGAGCAGCCCCAAUACGAAAUCCUGUUCAAGCAGCAGGUGGGGCCAGAGGACAUGUUCCUGGGCCUGAGCCGGAAGGACCCCUCCACCGCUUGCUGUGAAGACAUGCUGAUUAAAAUCAAACUGCCAGACAUGAAGGCUUCAGACAUUACCCUUGAUAUCCAGGAAAAGGUUCUGGAUCUUCGCAGCCCUAAGAAGAAGCUUCUCCUGCACCUGCCGCACCCUGUGGACACAAAGAGAGGCAGGGCCUGCUUCCUGCAGGAAAAGGGGAUUCUGGAAGUCACGCUGAGGAUGAAGCGAGACUUCGAUUUCAUUAACUUUGCCUGAAAGGAAAGGAAGCAACCCAAGGACUACAAGGAGCUCCAAGGGCUUAUGGAGAUCUCCCCAUGUGGCAACUGAGGGGCUCGAGGUUCCAAUCCAGGAACCACAGAUUAUCGCAGUCUGGAGUGGGGGACCCUGGGGAUCCAGGGCAGUCUGUUAUCCUUCCCUCCCUCCUCUUCACUCUGCAGCUGAAAUAUUCCGGCAUGAACCUCCAGCCUCUUGAGAAGUUUCCUUAAACUCAUCUGCUGCUUUCACUGUGGCUUCAUGCCCCCUUCUCUCAGCAGCAGCACCAGGAGAAGAAGGGGCCAAGCCCUGUGCCCUGGAGCAGAGUGGGGAGGGAAGAAAGGGCCCUCACUGUCCAGCCCAGGACUGUCCUGUUUUGUCCCAAGAACUGCUGACCACUUGUUUCUCAAGAUUUAGUGCCUUUUGUAUGAAUAAUUAAAUGUUUUCUCCUCCUUUCCCUCA
Molecule: messenger RNA, 1101 nt
Organism: Sceloporus undulatus (fence lizard)
Lineage: Eukaryota; Metazoa; Chordata; Lepidosauria; Squamata; Phrynosomatidae
Gene: DNAAF6
Product: dynein axonemal assembly factor 6
Exons: 6
Coding region: 4-642 (212 amino acids)
Biological process (GO): flagellated sperm motility; axonemal dynein complex assembly
Cellular component (GO): cytoplasm
Molecular function (GO): dynein intermediate chain binding; protein-folding chaperone binding
Source: RefSeq, a predicted model, not a curated record